AUGUCGACCGCGGUGAUUAGUGGCGACGAUGAUACUCUCGAUCCUACCCUCCAAAAUCUCAUCGACCAGAAGUCACUGCGAUGGAUAUUUGUGGGAGGAAAAGGCGGUGUUGGCAAGACCACGACCUCAUGUUCGUUGGCAAUACAAAUGGCAAAGGCUAGGAAAUCUGUUCUCUUGAUCUCGACUGAUCCAGCACACAAUUUGAGCGAUGCUUUCAGUCAGAAAUUCGGCAAAGAUGCACGACUGGUGGAGGGCUUCACAAACCUAAGUGCUAUGGAGAUUGACCCCAAUGGCAGCAUCAAUGAUCUCAUUAGCGGAGCGGGGGACGAGGCUCAGGAUGCUAUGUCUGGUCUUGGUGGCAUGGGUAACAUGAUGCAAGAUCUGGCAUUCAGCAUCCCUGGUGUCGAUGAGGCCAUGUCCUUCGCCGAAGUCCUCAAACAGGUGAAGAGUCUUUCCUAUGAGGUGAUUAUUUUCGAUACGGCGCCAACAGGUCAUACGCUCCGAUUCCUCCAGUUCCCUACGGUCCUUGAGAAAGCGUUGGCCAAAAUCUCUCAACUAUCCAGCCAAUUUGGACCGAUGUUGCAGUCAGUUAUUGGUGCUCGAGGAGGUCUACCUGGCGGCGCCAGCUUGGACGAUCUAACACAGAAAUUGGAGGCCUUGCGAGAAACCAUCGCCGAAGUCAACGGGCAAUUCAAGAAUCCAGACAUGACCACGUUUGUUUGCGUCUGCAUCGCCGAGUUCUUGUCGCUCUACGAAACAGAACGCAUGAUCCAGGAAUUGGCCAGCUACCAGAUCGACACACAUUGCAUCGUUGUCAAUCAACUCCUGUUUCCUGAGAAAUCCAACGACUGUAAACAAUGCAAUGCUAGGCGGAAGAUGCAGAAGAAAUACCUUGAUCAAAUCGAAGAGCUGUACGAUGAGUUCAAUGUGGUCAAGAUGCCGCUGCUCACUGACGAAGUGCGUGGUGUGGAAAGUCUAAAGAGGUAA
Exophiala aquamarina CBS 119918 is the source of this 987-nucleotide messenger RNA. Its product is annotated as ATPase get3. The transcript is spliced from 2 exons. The record is from RefSeq and is a predicted model, not a curated record. NCBI's taxonomy places the organism in Eukaryota, Fungi, Ascomycota, Eurotiomycetes, Chaetothyriales, Herpotrichiellaceae. Gene Ontology annotation, cellular component: GET complex. Gene Ontology annotation, biological process: post-translational protein targeting to endoplasmic reticulum membrane. Gene Ontology annotation, molecular function: ATP hydrolysis activity; ATP binding. Bases 1 to 987 code for a protein of 328 amino acids.